AUGAAGCACGCAAAAGGUUUGAGGCGCACAACUGUCUCUGCAGGCCUUGUGCUUCUUCUCAGCUAUCAGCUUUCUUGUGGCUCAACCGAAUCCAGAUGUCCAAAGCAUAUAGUCAAAGAUGGCUUCGGAAACUGCAAGAUUUUGAGGCUUCAACUGAGAGGUGGUAAGUCUGAAGACCAUACUGCGAAUGCAGAAAAUUUCAACACCUCGUGGAAAACCACGAUCAAUCAAAACAGCAAUCUUCCUGUCGACAUCAUGAAUUCUCCGUUGGCGACAGAAGAGGAGCGAGAGUUCCUUGAAAAUUACGAGAGGGAGACCAAUGUUAGUGAGGUUGGGGAACUUGACGACACAGGUUACAAAUGGAGUAUUUUAAAACCUGGCAGCGGGCAUUUUCCCUAUCCUCGUGUUCCUCUGCGAUAUCUUUACAAUGAGACUCUAGCGAAUCGCGAUCCAUAUAUACAGGCUCUCAAGAGAAGUAAUGUUUCUGCGAAUGAGAACCUUUGGAUGCCUGACAUGUUGCCAAAAGAGCAUGAUGAUACAUUGGACGGCUUCAUUGACUAUUACAAUGAUCCAAGCUCUGAAGACAAAGAUUCGCGCUAUCCUGACUUGACUAGACUUGAUGUUUGCCCGGAGGUUCCUCAAGAUCCCGAAAUAUUCGAGUUUCCUGUCUACACAAGAACCAAGCAGCAUGAAGAAGCUGCCGAGGAAGGUGACUUCGCAGGAAUGGUCCUUGGCUGUGGGGGAAACGAUCUCGGACAGCUUGGGGUCGGAGAGGGUCAGCCUGGCGAACCAGCACAUGGUAGCAUUCCCGAGCACGCACGAGGAGCUGAUUUUGGCUAUGACGCUCGAGGAUUCCCCAUUGAUCAUGCCGGCGACGAGCACUACGGCUCUAACACAGUCCCAGUUGCUCUCGACCGUCUUCGACAUGUAGCGAUCAAGUUCUUGCGGUGUGGAUGGAACCACGCAUUUGCACUUGCAGAGGAAAAGGAUGGUCAGCAAACUCUAUAUGGGUGGGGAUGCAACAUCUACCGGCAAGUAGGUAUCGACACAGAUGUUCCGAUCGAUGCCCCGCAUCAAAUUCACCUUGAACGGGUGAAUCAGAAUAUCAAAGACAUUGCUUGUGGCGUCUGCCAUUCGCUUGUUCUCUGCAACGAUGGAUCUGUUUUCUCCUUUGGAGGGAAUGUGCAUGGACAACUUGGUCUUGAUAUUCCCUUGGAAAGAAAAAUUUUCAAACCUCAACGAGUUUGCUUGCCAGGGAAAUGUGUUUCAAUUGCUUGUGGUGAUUUUCAUUCAAUGUUCUUGCUGGAGGAAGGAGAUCUCUUCGCUUGCGGCUUGAAUUGUUGUGGUCAGUUGGGAAUAGGAGACUCGUGUGAAAACGUCUCGCGUCCUCUCCCUGUGGAAGCUUUUGAUGGUGUAGGGGUGCGAGAAGUGGGUUGCGGCGGGGAGCAUACAAUAGUUGUGGAUCGCAACGAGGGGGUUUGGGCUUUUGGUAGUAAUUGCUUUGGUCAGCUUGGAUGCCUCAAGCAUCCCUCAACAUUUCACCCUCCUGAAAGCUGCAAGGAGACUGAACCGAUUGAAAUGGUAUUCAGACCCGACAAACCCGCUGUACGAGUUUCAAAGAUAAUCUGUGGAGUUCAACACACGAUCCUCUUGUUUGAAGAUGGUGAGCUGUGGGGAUGCGGGAGAAAUACCUUCGGAGCUCUGGGGCUGACCCAUGAGGCGAUGGCUUACCACCUGACACCGAUCACGCCAUGGUGGAAGCAGUUUCACAACUUCAGUCGAGUUCUUGAGGUGGCAUGUGGAUUCGAUUUCACUAUUGCAGCCUUGGACAACGGCGAUGUGGUUGCUUGCGGCAUGAAUGAUAGAGGACAGUUGGGAUUGGGCAACUGGAUACGGCCAACUGGUGAACUUGGAACGGAGAAUUUUGAUGAAAUCAUGACGUUCGCUACUGCAGAACCAGUACCGAUACCUGCAUACUGCCAGCGAGGCUUUCACAUCGCAUGCAUGAUGGAGACUAGCUUUGCCUAUAGCAGCUCUUACAAAGCACACGCCUCCGAAGAGUUUGUAUAG
Guillardia theta CCMP2712 is the source of this 2070-nucleotide messenger RNA. RefSeq lists its product as hypothetical. Gene Ontology annotation, molecular function: guanyl-nucleotide exchange factor activity. The transcript is spliced from 6 exons. The record is from RefSeq and is a predicted model, not a curated record. Bases 1 to 2070 code for a protein of 689 amino acids. Lineage: Eukaryota; Cryptophyceae; Pyrenomonadales; Geminigeraceae. Gene Ontology annotation, cellular component: cytoplasm.